UCCGGGCCUUCUUUGCUUUUCUUCCAUUUCCAACCGCUUCCCCUCAGAGAAACCAUGAGCAAGCGAAAUCAGGUAUCAUAUGUGCGUCCGCCGGAGCCGGCGUUUCUGGCCCGCUUCAAGCAGAAGGUCGGCUAUAAGGAAGGGCCCACCGUAGAAACCAAGAAAAUUCAACCGGAAAUCCCUGAAGGAGAUGAUGACAGAAGUGACAAUGAAGAUGAGCAGCCACAAGUUGUUGUGCUAAAAAAAGGAGAUUUAUCAGCAGAAGAAGCGAUGAAAAUUAAGCAGCAGAUGAAAUCUUCCAAACCAGAUGAAGAACCAGCUCCAGCCGAUGGGAAAAUUAUGUUCAGAAAACCAGCCAAGCGAUCCUCUGAUGAGAAGUAUUUGGGUUUGACAGCAAAUUCCAGAAAGAAGAAAAAAGAUGAAGAAAAAAAAAAGGAGGACUUGGUUCCAAAAAACAUUCAGAAACAAAUAAAAAAUAGUAGCCUGCUUUCUUUUGAUGAUGCAGAGGAAGAAGAUUAGUAAUUGAACAUAUUUUGAACUUCUGUAUUCUCUCCUUCACGGGCACACUAUGCUACCACCAAUAGGCCACAAGGCAUAGCAUCCUUGGCCUCUAUUUAUGAAUGUGGGUAUGAAAACUUGGAAUUUAAAAAUUUUUGUGUAGAGUUGAAAAUACCCUUAAAAGUGUUUCUUAACAUCACUAAUUUUGGUAAGUAAAAUAUAAUUUUUUUUGAAACUGCAACUUUUAAAAAUUGAAUGAAUCUGGCAUUGGAGGUAAAUAAUCACUUGAAAAUUUCUUUUUUGAGGGAUCCACUCUUUUUUAAAAUUUGAGCUUAUAGUGCCAAAGAUCACACAAAAAAAGAUUUUUUUAUAAAAUUAUGAAUCUAUUUUAUACUGUUUACUUUUUUAAAAAAGCAAAUAAUAAUUUCAUGUGAUACUUUCAAAACUGUCCUGCUUGUGUGUGCUUCCUUCUGGUUUUUUCUGAUUUGUUGUUUGUAAGUUUUUGAAAAAUAGUAUCUUACCACUACACACCUCUCAGAUUGGCUAAGAUGACAGGAAAGAUAAUGACGAUUGUAGGAGGGGAUGUGGGAAUACUGGGACACUGAUAUAUUGUUAGAGGAACUGUGAACGGAUCCAAUCAUUCUGGAGAGCAAUCUGGAACUAUGCUCAAAAAGUUAUCAAACUGUGCAUACUCUUUGAUCCAGCAGUGUCUCCAUUGGAUCUCUGUCCCAAAGAGAUCUUAAAGGAGGAAAAGGGACCCACAUGUGCAAAAAUGUUUGUGUCAGCCCUUUUUUUAGUGGCAAGGAACUAGAAACUGAGUGGAGUUUCUAUCAGUUGGAGAAUGGCUGAAUAAGUUAUGACAUAUGAAUGUUAUGGAAUAUUAUUGUUCUGUAAGAAAUGACCAGCAGGAUGAUCUCAAAGAGGCCUGCAGAGACUUAAAUGAACUGAUGCUAAAUGAAAUGAGCAGAACCAGGAGAUCAUUGUACAUGGAAACAAGAAGACUAUACCAUGAUCAAUUCUGAUGGAUGUAGCUCUAUUCGACAAUUGAUUCAGGCCAAUUUCAAUAGACUUGUGAUGAAGAGAGACAUCUGGAUUCAGAGAGAGAACCAUGGGAACUGAAUGCAGUUCACAAAAUAACAUUCUCACUCUUUUUGUUGUUGUUUGCAUUUUAUUUUGUUUCUCUUUUUCUUUCUUUCUUUUUUUUUUUUUUUUUUUACUGGUUUGAUUUUUCUUGUGCAGUACAACAAUUGUAUAAAUAUGUAUGCAUGUAUUGGAUUUAUCAUGUAUUCUACCAUGUUUAACAUAUAUUGGACUACUUUCCAUCUAGGAGAGGGCAUAGGGGAAGGGGAGAAAAUUGGAACACAAGGUUUUGCAAGGACUAAUAUUGAAUUGUCCAUACAUAUGUUUUGAAAAAUAAAAAGCUUUAAUUAAAAAAAAAAAAAGAAAAAAUAGUAUCUUGUAAUGAUGAAGAAAACAAUUUGAAGAGAAAAUCCUUUGGAGCAAGUAGAGUGAAUAUAGCCAAAGACAGUAGAACUAGGCAAAGUAGUGGAAAAAUAGAAAAAAUUUAAAAAAAUUUAAACAGUACAACCCACUAUUUUUCACUACCACAAAUAUUUACUGAUGAAGAUGAAAGACCUCUGUUUGCUUUAUGUAAAUGCUUUAGUUACAGACAGCAUGAAAUCUAAUCAAUUGAAAAGGGUAUCUUGGAAAGUAUACUUCUAGAAUAUAUUGAAAAGACAUUUUUUCCUAGAGAAAAUUAGAUGCUUUUAAUAAGAAAAAAAUGACAUUCAAAAAGCAUUACUGUGACAUCACAUAGAUUAAUGCAUCAUCUAAGGUGGCUUGCUGAAUUGCUAAAAGUAAACAGCUUCAUUCAGUAUGAGGAACAUUUAUUCUACCUACAGUUUUUUAUAAUGAAAUGUUUGGUAAAUCAUAUAGAAAACCCCUUCAAAUGGUUUCAUUGCAAGUUACAUGGUAGGAAGAAUGCCAUGUGUUUGAAGACAUUUUUGAAAAAAUAAUUGGGGAGCUGAAAUCUUCCUAUUUUGCAUUGCAAGAUAGUUAAAGCCAGACCCUGUGCUAAGUGCUCCACAAACAAAAAGAAAAACAUUCCCUGCUCUCCAUGUGCUUCCAUUCCAGUGGGAAAGACAGCACAUAAAAAGGAGCAAGGUGGGGAGCUAACUAGGGUUGGAUGGAGACAUCAGAAAUGGAGCCAAAGAUAAAGCAACAGAUGUAAAGAUGCUCAGUUGAUUAUGAUGUUAGGGAACUUUGAUUAUGUAAAUUUAUUAAUAGCAAUACCACAUCUAGGGAAAAUUUCAAUGUAAUUGAAAUUGUGAUGUGACUUUUUUUGUGUGUGAAAAUGGUAUAAUUUAGGAGAAUCUGAUAAGAUUCUGUAUUAAUAAAACCCAGUUGUAUUAUGGAUGCAUUUGCCAUGGACAGAUAUUCUUCAUUUAGCAUUACUCCAAUUAAACAAGAAUAAUUAGUAGGCUUAUUUUAUGAUAGGAUGGAAUGGCAACUGGGCCUAUGAUUUGGAUAUUCAGAGGACGAAAAUCCCUAAUGUUAAAACAGAUCAGCUCCUUCUCUAACUUGCACUGUCCGAAUUGCUUACACGGCCCUGAAAGGUUAAAUAAUUUGUUCAGGGACUUACAGCUAACAGGUGUUAGGAUUUGAAUCCAGGUUCUAAGCCUCUAUCCACUACUUUUUUGUCUCUCAUCUUGAAACAAUGUUUCUUCUAGACUGUAAUUUCUAGACUGUAGCUUAUCAAACAAAAUAAAAAUUUUACUACUAUUUGUAAGAA
This is a messenger RNA of Antechinus flavipes (yellow-footed antechinus), 3289 nucleotides long. Its product is annotated as KIAA1143 ortholog. The coding region runs from base 55 to 519 and encodes 154 amino acids. NCBI's taxonomy places the organism in Eukaryota, Metazoa, Chordata, Mammalia, Dasyuromorphia, Dasyuridae. The record is from RefSeq and is a predicted model, not a curated record. The transcript has 4 exons.